AUGACUAGCUCGGAAGAUGCAAAACGAGCCGUGGUGGCCAUUGGAGAGAAGUACGGAUUCGUCGGCGAAGAUAUCAUGGAACAGAUUGGGCAGUGGAACCCAAGCAUCAGGCGGACCAUCGAGGAGAGCAUGCUCGCCAAGGACAAGCUGGCAGCGCACUCGAUCAAGACCCUGGCGAAAAAUAUCUACGGAAGCGACGCACGCUUCGUCUUCGAGUUGCUCCAAAACGCUGACGACAAUCGCUUCACUCGCGCCAAGGCCAACGGCGCCCUUCCGUUCAUCUCGUUCCACGUUCACCCGCACCGGAUCGUGGUUGAAUGUAACGAAGACGGCUUUACCGAGAAGGAUCUGCGCGCCAUCUGCUCCGUCGGCGAGAGCACCAAGUCAGCUUCUCGUGGCUACAUUGGUGCUAAGGGCAUCGGCUUCAAAUCCGUCUUCAUCGCCGCAUGGAAAGUUGCCAUUCAAUCCGGCCACUUCUCCUUCUACUUCAAGCAUGAGAAGGGCGAUCUCGGUCUAGGCAUGGUCCUUCCCGUAUGGGAGAACCAGGCCGCUGCGCUGCCUGGGCCACUCACCCGUAUGACCCUUCACCUCCACGAGCAAGGGGAAGCGCAGGAGCUGGAGCACCUCCGACAGACCAUCUUCAGACAGUUGAGCGAGCUACAGCAUACCUCACUGCUGUUUCUGCGCAACCUCCGGCAAAUCAGCGUUGCUUUCUACGAUGAGGAUGGCGGGCUGAAGAGCUCCAAGAACUUUCGCGUAGGCGAUGAGCGUGACCAUACAGUUCUUCUCGAGACCACCUCAACGCGUAGUGCGAGUGGGAACGGCAGCCAAACCUCAACCGAGAAUAAGCAAUAUCAUGUCACACGUCAUAUGGCCACGAACCUCUCAAAAAGCGACAAUCGCGAUUCGGCUAAUAACACAGAAGCCGAGGUGGUGCUCGCGUUUCCCCUGACAAGUGACUCGCAGCCACUCAUUGAGCAGCAAGAGAUAUUUGCCUUCUUACCCAUCAGGGAGUCAAAUUUCAAGUUUCUCAUUCAUUCCGAUUUCGACACGAGCGCUAGUCGACAAGACAUCGUUUCCACUUCCUUGAGAAAUUGGAGCCUCAUCGAUGGCAUCGCCGCAGCGUUCAUAAAGGCCGUCUUGCAAUUCUGCGAGCACCCAAGCCUGUGCUACACCUGGCCAAGAUUUCUCCCCUCCACGACGAAUGAAUCAAGCGCAUUCUGGUCCAACCUGGUGCAGCGGAUCAAAGAGCUCGUGUCUCAGACACCCAUUCUCAAGUCACGACAUAAAAGAGGUCUCCGGACCAUCAAAAAUGUUCACAUCAUUGCUAACACGGCCACCGACCGUAACGGGACCUCGCUGUUCGAUGACUCUGUACUGGACCCCUUUAUCUCCACGGCAUAUAAGAGGGCUUCGGUUGAAGCCCUGAAACCAUACGGGCUGCAUGCAUGCCAUUUUUUUAUCAUCCGCAAUCUUCUUGAGGCCGAUCUUGCCAACUCUCAGUCAAGAAUGAAGUCGCCCUCGACCAGCGAGGACUGGCACUCAGCAGUUGCACGGCUCUUGACAUUCUUCUUCACUGAAAAAGUGAAGACAGCCAUUUCUAAGCUGAGGCUUUGUGUUAUACUUCCUUUGAAUGAUGGCCUGUGGGUCUCUGCCAACGACGGAGUCAUCUAUCUACCAACAACUGCCGGGAUCCCAAUCCCGCCGGGCGUAAAAAAGCAUGUCCUAGACUCCACAGCUGUUGCCAAUGCGGACCGCAGAGCUCUUUUCGAGCAUCUAGGCGCUGUGGAAGCAUCUGUCUCGGAGGUCCGCAAGUCCGUCUUAGAGGCUCUGUACAGUCCGUCUUCGCCCAAACAUGUCGACGUCGAGAAAUCCAGGGCCCAACUCCAUUUCUUAUACCUCUCUCACAAUAGCAGGCAACGUGGUGAAAGGCUUGGUCAGAUUCUUCUCUACAAAGAGAACAAUGCCACUGGGAAGACAGAUGAAGAAGAUUUCUACCUGCACAGCAAUGACCCGUACGGGCCGGGAGCUCUCCUGGGGCCAACUGAUACUUGGCCAGGCCUUGAAGUCACGUUUCUUCAUCCGGCAUACCUUGAAGUUUCACCUAGCGCCCCGACUGCAGGUCAUCCCUCGUGGAAGGGCUGGCUCUAUGAUCACCUUGGCGUUCGUAGGAGGUUGAGGCUAAUCUCUCAGAACCGACACGAAAUUUCGCAACAGUUUACCUCUGUCCUGGACCACCACCCGGCUAAAUGGCUGGGCCUGUUUGAGUACCUCUGGCGGCACGAAGAGUCACUGUUCAAAGAAAAACAGUAUCUCAAAGAGUACUUGAGCGGGCUCCAGGCAGAUGAACUAUGCAAGCCUCCCCUCGAGGUGUACUGUGAGUUGAAGGACUCGUACCUGCCGCUGCCACACCUCCAGCAACAAUACCGGCGGUUUAUGGGAAAUGACUCUACACAUUUCCCAUUUCUCAAUCUCGAAGGAACUGAGGAUGAAGAGGCGUUUCUUACAAAGUGGCUGUUCCUCCACACAAAAUUCAAUGUGCGCAAAGAGGACGACACGCGGUUUCUCCUGGACAUGCUCUUUCGAAUAUCGACUGCCGACUCCACGAACCGACAAGCUGCCAAGGACGCAAUUGAGAAUUUAUUCUGGGAGAUAGGAGGGACUGUCAUUCUAAUUCCCGCACGAGGAGCACCCAAGGCGACAUGGACGGUUGCCAGUUCUUGUCGCUGGAAGGCACCACCCGACAUGAUAUCGUUAUUCCCACUCGAGCGCCUCUAUUCCCAACUAGGCAGCGAGGAUCAAAUGAGGAUACUUUCGCGUUUCUUUUCGAAAACGCUCAAGAUUGAUGAUGUGUCCUGGAGGGAUCUGCUGGGAGAACUGGCGAAACUAAGGGAUCAGGGCUGCGAUGACCUCGACCGCAUCCGUGGCCUCUACUUGCGAACAUUCGAGGACGACGCCCUUAUAUUCGUCGUAAAGGACGGUCAGGCCGGCUGGUACAAGACGUCUGACUGCCUGUGGUCCAGUACGACAGACAUCAGUGGCAAGGUCACGUUGAAUGAUGACUACGAAGACCUGAGGGAACUGUUCGUGGAAAACCUCGGCGUAAAGACGCUAACACUCCAGAUGGUAUAUGACGAGCUGCUGCAGACAGAUGCGCAGGCGUCCAUUGACGAUGUCAAAGCCACACUCUGGUCGCUGAAUGCGCUCUUGCAGACAGAGCAGGAGCUCCCUGAUCCUGUGCCGCUCCAUAGAAUACCAAUUUUCCCCGUGAAGUAUGGGAGUGGCAAUUUAACUUUGAGGACGAUCGGAGCGGGUUUUGCCAUCGUUGAUAACGAGUCAUUGGCGGAUAAGUUUAGGAGCCGAAUCAAGUUGCUCGACUUCAGCAGAGAGGAGGUUCUGCGUCUGAAGCCUUUUAUCAGAUGGGUUGGACUCGCGAAUCGAUAUCUGUCAGCUGCCGUGAGGGAGAGCACGUCGGUUGCCGAAGCCGACUCGAGGCCCGUCUCGACCCCAAACCACGAUAUCAAGCGGAAAGCGCAUGCAAUCUCUCGUAUUGCGGCUCAUUUUAGCAGUCCCAGAUACAAAGCCGGACCCAGCGAGUUGUACCAGCUGCUGCGGAGCGCUGUGACCACCGAAACCACCGGCAUUUCGUCCGUGCUACGGAUAUCCCAGGACGGGCGGUCUACGGAGCUAGAGACUGCCAUUGGUGACCUGCACAUCGAUGACAGCUCGUCGCACCUCACCUUCUUCGUGCCGAGGCACAAGAAAGCAAGAGAAAUCUGCUACCUGAGCGCCCUGCCCAUAUAUCUGGCGAGUUGGCUGAUGCGGGAUCCUGUGACCCAGAUUCCCGAUGCAGUUGAGGAAUUCGCGGUUCGAGCGCUUGUGACGAUUUUGGGCGCCGAUCCAGCGUCGGUCGACGCACUUCUUGAGCGCCUGAGCAUCAUAAACAUCUCCAUCCCGAACGAGGACGUGAAUGUGGCCGAAGAUGAGGAGGAUGAAGCUUCCGUUGCCGGAAGGGGCGAUGAUGCUGAAUCUCUGGUGCAGCCCAUGACGCCAGACACGGCAGCGAACGAGCGAGGACCGGCCAUGCCGACUGAGACCCGACUGGCGCCCCUUUCUGGAACGUAUCCCGACUUGUCGAGUAGCGACGCCGAGGUCACCCACACGGUCUCUCGACGUAGCCAUAUGGCCUAUCAUUCAGUUGUCCAGCUACACUCUAUGCCCUCAGCAUAUCAUGCGACGAUUCUUCAAGGGUCAACGAGCGAGGAUGCUCUGUACCUUCGUCUGCUGACGAAGGUCGUCGACGCGGCGAGGCAAGCCGUGUUCCCGUCGCAAGGCAUCUUCGACAUGAGCAACCUCCGAGACGCACUUCCAGAAAGAUCAAUCGACGCCUGGCAAGGCGGCUUUGACGGCCCCGACGUCGAGAGCCGGUUCCACUCCACGAGUCAACUUGAGCGUGACAGGAAAAUUGGUGCCGCCGGUGAGCUAUACGUCUUCGAGCUGCUGUCUCGACUGACUCCCGCUCUCCACGGCUGGAGUCGCGAUAACUGGCAAAGCACGAUCCGGCGGUACGUCACGCUCCACCCGGAUUAUCAGGACAUGCCGCCCUGGAACGGGCGAGAGACGGCCGACAUGACGUACCAAGACGUGCGUGGCGAGCUCACAAAAUGGCUCAAGGACCAUGGCUAUCUUGACGGGGAAGGGUGGUGGGAUGCCCGGCCGAAGUACUACAUCGAAGUCAAGACAACCACAGGGCCUCACAAUACACCCUUCUAUAUGAGCAAGGCUCAAUACCAGCGGAUGCAAGACAUUCACAAUGCGCGUGGGCAUGAUGAGGUGUACAUGAUCCUACGUGUGUGUAAUAUCGAACGUAGCGGCAUUGGGAUACCGACACCGCUCGCAGCCAUGGCCGAAGCAACCACCGCCCGGCAGCGGAAGAAAGAGCCCGUCGCCAUCCCCAUCGUCCCCGACGAAGAGUGCGGCUCCGAGGACGACGACAACCUAUUUGCCGGCACCCCGUCCGAGAAGCUCAGUCGCAAGACCAAGUCCAAGGCCAAGGCGGGCACAAAAGCCAAGGCCGCCCGGACGGACGACGGCGAGACCGAUGCCUUCAGCCCGUUGAUUGACGUCCUGCGCGUCCUCAGCUUCCUCGCCGUCGCCAGCUGCGCCCUGAGCUACGUCAUGAGCAGCGGCGAGAGCUUCACCUGGGGCUUCGACGACAAGCCGUGGUACCUGCGGCCCUCGUACUGGAAGCUGCGCUGGAACGGCCCCCUCUACCUGACCCCCGCCGAGCUCCGCGCCUACGACGGCACGACCCCCGACACGCCCAUCUACCUCGCCAUCAACCACACCAUCUACGACGUGUCGGCGAACCCGCGCAGCUACGGCCCGGGCGGCAGCUACCACCUCUUCGCCGGGCACGACGCCUCGCGCGCCUUCGUCACGGGCUGCUUCGCCGAGGACCGCGUGCCCGACAUGCGCGGCGUCGAGACCAUGUACCUGCCCCUCGACGACGCCGACGUCGACCGCCACUGGUCGUACGCCGAGCUCGAGGCGCUGCGCGCCGCCGAGCGCGAGGCCGCCGCCCAGAAGGUCCACGACGCCCUGCAGCACUGGGUCGACUUCUUCGGCAACAGCGAGAGGUACCAGCGCGUCGGCUACGUGCGGCUCCCCGAGGGCUGGCCCGCCGGCGCGCCCGUGCCCCGCCUGUGCGACAAGGCGCAGAAGGGCCGCGUCAAGAGGAAGCUGCCGGGCCAGGAGGAGGAGGAGAGGAAGGCCAAGGAGGAGAGGCGGGCGGCGAAGAAGAGGGAGAAGGAGGCGGAGAAGGCGGGCAAGCCGUGGCUCCAGACGUGA
This is a messenger RNA of Verticillium nonalfalfae, 5850 nucleotides long. RefSeq lists its product as uncharacterized. NCBI's taxonomy places the organism in Eukaryota, Fungi, Ascomycota, Sordariomycetes, Glomerellales, Plectosphaerellaceae. Bases 1 to 5850 code for a protein of 1949 amino acids. The transcript is spliced from 11 exons. The record is from RefSeq and is a predicted model, not a curated record.